UUUACGCAAAUUCCCACAGUCGAUAUUUUAUUGGUCAUUAUUUUACAUGUCUUAGUUUUGUCUUUGUCUUCACUGUGGCGCAUUGUGGAGAUGAUUUUGAAGAACUGCCUUGACCUAAAAUUCCGUCGCUUCCUUACUUUAAUCGGCCUAGACGCCACUGCUCGGAUCGCGCGCGCGAUCUAGCUUUGUGUUCUGUUCGACACUGACUUUCGGCUUAAACCGGUUCUCCCGUCUUUCGUAUAUACGCUCGUUCGUCCACGUCACUCCGGAGAGCGUAUCCUUUAACGGGACGAACACCGGGAUUUCGUGGAUUCAUAGAGUCGUGCGUGUAAUCGCGAUUACCGCGUACUCGCUACUUCACUGGCUCUUCUCUCUUUGCGGACAUGUUGAGGACUCGUGAUUUUUGACCCCAAUCAGUCCCUGCAUCCAACACGCUUUUUUCUUAACCAGUACCGGAUUUGAUAUAUUCGCUAUGUAUUCGGAUUGUUUUCUUCGAGUAAUUUUUCGCGAACUACAGUCGAUCAUUCGUUUCCUGUUUUCGCGAUAUCAAUUCGCGGUCUUAUCUUACUUUUAAAAAAGUUUUCUUACUUUUAAAGAAAAUAAGUGUUUUAUGAUUUUAGUGAUUAAUGUUUGUGAGAGAUUUGCAUUAUUUUGAUAAAGCGACUGGUGUUAAUGUUGUUUAAGAACAUAUUAGUGGAAUUUUGUUUUAUUUAUAUUUACGUUAAUGUGUGUAGUUGAACAAAAUUUGCAGUGUUCAAUAAAGAACAAUGUUGAUGUGCUUUAAUAUGCAAUUGGUAAUACGAUUGCAAAAUCGUGUGUGUUCUGUAAAUAAUUUAAUAACCAUGCGAAAAUAUAGUUGCGUGAUUGAGUGUUGAAUAAAGGCGAGUCGUGUUCGCCAUUAUAAUACAACGCAAUGGAUUUUCAAAAGGGGAUUUACUGCAUGUUCUUUUAUCAUACCAAUAUUAUUGACACAAUAUGACAAUAGAUAUGACGAUCUUUGUUGUCUUAGUGAAGCAAAUAUUUAAUAUUUUCUACAUCUCGAAGAAAAUUCCUUCGUAUUCUCAAUAAGCGGAGCGAUGGGAUUGCUCCAAGAAUAUUCUGUAACGGAACUAAUUAUUAUACCUGAGUUAGCGAUCGCGGGUACUACAACGAAAAUGAACCCGAGCGAAGAUCCAGAGACUUCUGAAGAGCGUAAAUGGGAGAGGUGACGUAUCACCUAGUGAUGCGUAAACGACGUGGAUUGGGUAGUGCCUUACUGGGCCUUGUUGUGGGAUUGAUUCUUGGUUUUCUGAUUCUGAGCUACCGCCUAGUCGUCACGAAUCAGCAGCAACAGGUUACCAUCUGGACUUCUAUGCCUGGAUUACGAUCGCUGCCGAGAGCGUUGGCUCAGAACAUACCGGAGCUGAAAGAUAACGAGAUCAACAGCUCGAGCUCGAAUCUGGUGUUUGUAGGUGUGAUGACGGCUGAAAAGUACUUAGAUACGCGGGCGAAAGCUGUCUAUGAAACGUGGGGCAGGGAAUUACCCGGUAAGAUCGCCUUCUUCUCGUCGGAAUCUUCGACAGUCCCGGAAAAUUGCCCGGAUCUACCGCUGGUGCCACUUCCACGAGUGGACGAUACAUAUCCACCGCAGAAAAAGUCCUUCAUGAUGCUGCAAUACAUGUGGAAUAACUUUGGCGAUCGCUUUGAAUGGUUUUUGAGAGCGGAUGAUGAUGUGUAUGUGAGAACAGACCGUUUGGAGACGUUGCUGAGAUCUGUUGACUCCAGAAGAGCGAUGUAUAUCGGACAGGCAGGCAGAGGAAAUUCAGAAGAGUUUGGAUUGCUGUCGUUGGAAUAUGACGAGAAUUUCUGCAUGGGUGGUCCGGGAGUGGUGCUGUCCAGGGAAACGCUAAGAAGAAUUGUGCCACACAUCAAGUACUGUCUGCGGCAUUUGUAUACCACACAUGAAGAUGUCGAGCUAGGCAGAUGCGUGAAGAAAUAUGCAGGCAUUCCUUGCACUUGGAGCUAUGAGAUGCAAUCCAUUCUUUAUCACAACAGCAGCGGGGCUCAGGCGUUCACCGGAAAUCUCAAGAGAAAAGAAGUUCAUCGUGCCAUUACUUUGCAUCCUGUGAAAAGUCCGCCUCACAUGUACAGACUGCACAAUUACAUGAGGGGAUUACGAAUACAAGAUCUACAGCAAGAAAGAAUUCACUUGCACAGAGACAUUUACACAAUGGCCCAGGAAUUGGGAGUCAGCCUUGAAACCUUAAAAAAUUACGAAAUAGCGGAAGGCAUGCGUCUUUUUCCGGUCAAUCCUAAUUCCGAAGAUUAUCCCGGCGACACGGACAUUCUAGGUGUGCCUGCCAGUCUGCGUUCAUUUAAACCGGCUAUAAGCGACGAAGUGAUCUCGUGGGACUUUCUCUCAAAACUAGAAUACAGUUUGAUAGACUCUAAUCCAAGGCGACGUAUUCACAGCGAUAUCAAAGAAGGUCUGGAAGAUAUUACCAGAGAGGUCAUGGCUUCUAUAAAUUCCUACUCGAGGCAGCGCGGCCGCGUUGUUGAAGAACGAUCGGCUCUUUACGGAUACAGAAGGGUGAAUUCUUAUGGGGCUGAUACGAUAUUGGAUCUUUUAUUAGUCUAUCGGAAGUAUCGCGGCAGAAAAGUAACGCUUCCUGUCAGGCGACACGUUUAUCUUCAUCAACACUUUACCGGAUUAGAGAUACGUGAGACAGUAAACGGCGUCGAGAUUAACUCUCAGAAAUCAGAUAAUAUACCUAUUCACAGUUUAUUUCACGGUGGCUUCCUGAAUCUCAACUUCAAUUCUCAAGAGGAAGAUUUUGUACGAAGCAAGACUAUCAACUUUAUUUUGCCUUUGUCAGGUCGCUAUGAAAUUUUCCAAAGGUUUCUUCAAAAUUACGAAGAUAUCUGUUUGAGUAACGGUGAGAAAACGUCUCUGCUCGUCGUGCUGUAUCAGAAUAAAAACACCUUCAACAAAACGAUAGAUCUGAUCAAGCAGUUCAAGUACAAAUAUCGUAGCGCCAGUCUAGACAUUUUACCGGUUUCCGGAAAGUUUUCCCGAGCCAGAGCAUUGGACUUGGGCGUGUCAAAACUGCAGGUCAACGAUCUGAUGCUAUUCAUCGACGUAGACAUCGUGUUCACAAAUUCAGCAUUGAACAGAAUUCGUCUGAACACGCUAUUAGGCCAGCGAAUGUAUUUUCCGAUUGUCUUCAGUCAGUACAAUCCCAAAGUUGUCUACAGCGAGACCAAGAGACAGGACAAGCCAUUUAUCAUAAAUGAGAUUUCCGGACAUUGGAGACAAUACGGCUUUGGAAUUGUUUCUCUGUACAAGAAGGACUACCAUACUGUUGGUGGUCUGGAUCUCUCAAUCCAAGGAUGGGGUAAGGAGGACGUGGAGUUCUUUGAGAAAGCGGUUAAGUCCGGUUUUGACGUCUUCCGAGCCGCAGAUAGACAUCUGGUGCAUGUGUAUCACGAGAUAGAGUGCAGCAAGGAGCUUUCCAGCCUUCAAUAUUUCAUGUGCAUGGGAUCUAAGGCUGAUACAUACGCUAGCGUCGAGACCCUGGCUGAUAUAAUCUACGAAAAUCCGGAUAUAUUGCAUUUCGCCAAAGAAAAGAGACAAAAGAUAACCAAUUCUGCUGGUUGAUCAAUCUUGCUAAAGAUGAAAAUUAUCGGCUGUUGAAAAUAUAGUUGCUAAAACGCGAUAUAAUUUAUUACAAAUUAAGAGAUGCGAAUAAAAAAUUAAUGCUUUAUUCUGUUACGCACGUCUCUGUUGAUAUCGGCUUUGUUAGUUGUGAAAUAUGAUAUAUGCAUAAUAUAUACAUAUAUAUUGACGAAUGGACUAUCGAAACACUCUAACUUUGGUGCCAAUACAUCUUGCUAUUUAUGUCUUGUAAAUAUGAAGCGUGAUUAUACGUGAAACAAACAACACGAGACAACAAAUAAAAAAUUAAUGCAAUCUGACAUAUAUUGUAUGAUUAAAUAUGUAUAUAUACAUAUAUCAAAAUUUUAAUACCAAUAACACUACAUUUUUUAAGUUUUUAUUGUGAUUUAUAAGCAUCCCAUACAGAAGAAAAACUCCAUUAGACGUCUAUUAGACGUCCACAGCUCCAUGCGACAUUUAAUAGAUGUCUAAUGGAUGUUUGGAUGGAUGGAUGUCUGUGUGGGAUAUCAUAUUGACGUAAUAAUUUUCGAAAACAGAUCUGAUGGAAAUUGAUGGAGAUCACCAAAGUCACUACAAGCAUAUAUCAGUAGAUUUCUAAAUUUAAUGUUAAGGUCAUAUAUUUGGUUUUAGUAGUUCAUAUAAUGAGAUCAUUAUCCACCGCCCAAUAAUUUUUUUAUUGGAUCCAACAAAUUAAUAAAAGUUGUAAUAUGUAAUCGAUAAUUUUCUGUGUGACUAGUAUUUAGGUAUCCGUAAUAAACAUAAUAUAUAUUGUAUAUAUAUAUAUAAACUUGC
This is a messenger RNA of Pseudomyrmex gracilis, 4447 nucleotides long. RefSeq names its product chondroitin sulfate synthase 1 (gene Chsy). Bases 1196 to 3637 code for a protein of 813 amino acids. Gene Ontology annotation, molecular function: glucuronosyl-N-acetylgalactosaminyl-proteoglycan 4-beta-N-acetylgalactosaminyltransferase activity. The transcript has 7 exons. The record is from RefSeq and is a predicted model, not a curated record. Lineage: Eukaryota; Metazoa; Arthropoda; Insecta; Hymenoptera; Formicidae. Gene Ontology annotation, cellular component: Golgi cisterna membrane.